AUGGAAGGAAAUUACAGUAACACUCAGUUCAGCUGUUCCUUCUCUACACAGAUAGAUCCCUUCAGCCUCUGUGUGCGGAGCAGACCACAGGAGGGCAAGAGUGUAAGCGAGGAAACUCCUUCUAACCAGAGGUGGGCGGACCCAGGCGGGAAGUCAGGAGGGGAACAGAGGAGCAUGGGCCGGGGGCCGGGGAACCUCACCACGAAGGGCAAAGCCGAGAAGCUGUCCCAGCCCCGCUGGCAGGAGGUCAGCUCCGGGCCGCUCGCUCUUCUGAUAUUCCAGGCCGGCAACGCAGCCAGCCCAACCGCAGACGAAGAUAAAGCUCCCGACCCCUCCGCCUCCAGCCUCUGA
Rangifer tarandus platyrhynchus (Svalbard reindeer) is the source of this 351-nucleotide messenger RNA. The record is from the annotation of a GenBank genome assembly. Lineage: Eukaryota; Metazoa; Chordata; Mammalia; Artiodactyla; Cervidae.